AUGCUCUCAGUCCAGAGCUGCACCACAAGGAAUAUGGCCGGCUCUCCUCCGCCUUUGCCAGGCUUCGGAAACUCAGGAAAGAGUUUUUUGAUUGAAAAUCUGCUGCAGUCUCAGACGCCCUCUGCUCAUCAGGAGGGGACAGCAGGUGUACACCUGAGACUGGCAGGGUAUGAAGGUCCCAGGAGGAGUUGGGGCUCUGAGCAUGGAGUCUACGAAAGCCAGGCCCACAGUCCUCAGCAGCUGAAAACCUUAGGACCAUUUAUGCCACACUCAGGUGUACUGAGCAGUGUUUUCCUGCAGAGCCCGCAGUAUCUGCUGGCAUGCUGCGGUGGGUCCAGCCCCCCUCCUGUCUUCUCCAAGGGAGGAAACAUUCGCAUGUGGUCUACUGAUAUGAGUCAUAAAACGCGCAGGGGGAUCCUCAGGAGGGCAGUGUUCUCUGAAGAACAACGAAAGGAGCUGGAGAGGACAUUUCGGAGACAAAAAUACAUCAGCAAGACAGACCGGAACAAACUGGCAGCUGAUCUAAGUCUCAAGGAGUCACAGGUCAAGAUUUGGUUUCAGAACCGACGAAUGAAGUGGAGGAAUUGUAAGGAGAAGGAGGUUCAUAACAAUCGCUCCCCAAUGGACGAGCUCAUGGCUCAAGGUCUCGCUCAAGAAGAGGACGAACCAUCGCAGAAUCACACUGACACAAAAACAGAGAAAUCCCCGCUACAGAAAAGUGCCAGGGACACGUGA
This is a messenger RNA of Cheilinus undulatus (humphead wrasse), 735 nucleotides long. It is a transcript of the gene dbx2, whose product is annotated as developing brain homeobox 2. Gene Ontology annotation, biological process: regulation of transcription by RNA polymerase II. Gene Ontology annotation, molecular function: DNA binding; DNA-binding transcription factor activity, RNA polymerase II-specific. Lineage: Eukaryota; Metazoa; Chordata; Actinopteri; Labriformes; Labridae. The transcript is spliced from 4 exons. Bases 1 to 735 code for a protein of 244 amino acids. The record is from RefSeq and is a predicted model, not a curated record.